AUGGCGCCCACGUUGCCGUCGACCGGCCUCGCGUCCCUCCCGCCGACAGUCGACUACGAGGCGCGGCGCGCGGGCUUCAAGAAGACGCCUUUCUUCUCCGACCGGCCCCAAACCGAGCACGAGUGGCGCGAGGGGCUGCUGCAUGCGCAGCGAAGCAGCUGGCGCGUCGAGCGCCUGGAGGCCCUCCGCGCCCAGUCCCUCCGCGAGCUCUGCAGACUUACAGAGGACAGCGACGAGGGGCCUGCGGCGCCGCCGGAGGAGGCGCACGAGGAGGCACAUGACGCCGCGCAGCCGGACUACAGCGCGCGAGGCGAGAGCGAGGCCGCUCUCGAUGCGGGCGCGGGCUCUCGGAGCGACUCCAGAUGCGCCAGCGCGGACGCCGAAGAGGCGCUGCGGGCCGCCGGGCUGCCCGCGGGCUUCGCUGGACGCGACGGGGGGCGCGAACGGAAAGGGACGGGCGCGUGGUGGCGAAAUAAAACGCGCCGAAAUCGAGUGGAUCGCCGCGCAGCUUCUCAGCAAGUCCCCGACGACGUGGCCGUCGAGGCGAGCAUGGACGCCGAGGCGUCGCCUUCUGCCGGCCGCCUGCACCACCCAGAGGAGGAGGAAGAAGACGUGGAGGGCGACGCGCAGGCGGAGAUGGAGAGCUUCGCGGCAGGACCCGACGCGGCGCAGCGGCGGGGUGGGGGCUCGCGAGGCGGGUGGAACCGCCGCCGCCGAGGCAAGCCGCACGCCGGCAGGCGUGCGGUCUCUUCCUUCGCCGGCAUGCUCGCCAUUCCGACGCCCAUCGUCAUUCCGCAGCUCGCGCAGAGCGACGCAGGACUUGCCCUGGAGGCCGAAGCGGACCACGGGGCAGGCGCCGCGACCGCAGACGCGCCGCACGCAGAACGCCCCAGUGUCCUCCUCCCGGGAUUCGCCUCUGCUGCAGAGGACUGGUUCGUUUACCUGCGUCCGGAGGGCCGGCGGUGUCUGCUGGUGAUGAACGAGGGCAUGGGGGCGGUCGUGGACAAGCGCGGCGUCGUGCGGGCACUUCUGCACCCGCAGCCGUUCCACGCGCGCUUCGAGGAAGAGCAGCGCCGCGCGGUCGACGCCUGGCACCGGGAGCGCGCAGCGGAGGGCAUGUGGGUCGACGCCGCAGAGGGCGCAAACGCGGCGACGGCCUGCGUGCCCCCCGCGCCAGGGGAGGGGGCGGAGAAGAAGGAGAGGGAGAAGAAGGGGCUGGAGGCGGGAGGGAUCUCCGCGAACUCUCUCUUUCGGCAGCCGGCGUGGGCGGCGUGUCCGCGCUGUCUCUCCAGCUGGCUGACCUCCGGCUGGGGCAGCUGCGCGCGCGGCUUCACGGCGCUCGAGUGCGUGUGGGCGAACAGCCACGAUCUCCGCUGGCAUGACGUGCUCUCCGCUGCUGAGGAGGCGAAGAGCGUUCAGGAGAAGAAGAUCUUGGAGGUGUUUUUGGAGCGCCAGCAGCGCGAACGCGAGCAUGGCGGCUCCACGGCCUGCGCCUGCUGCUGCUUCUCGCUGCUGUUCGUGACCGACGUACUAUGGUGGAACGACUGCAUGCUGGGUCAGGCGCAAACGGCCUGUCGGCAGUUCUUCCUGCGAAGCAGGUUCGAGGAAAUGGAUGGCGGCGCCUCGCUCGCGCCGCUCCAGCUGCUCCCCUUCGAGGACUGCUCUGUCUCCACGCUGCAAAGUCUCUACUACCAGCAGCUGCAGCCGUGGCCUUCGGACUCUCUCAUUUUUCUCCAUCGCGAAGCGCCUUAUGUCGAGGCGCUCAGCGACUUCUGCCUCUCUUGGCGUGACGCGCAUUUGUCGCGCUUCCAUCUCGAUGAGCGUCUGGGGCCUGGUGGGCAGAUAAAGAGUGGAGACGCAGAAAAGCAAGUCAUUUGUCUGCGCGUCACGAAAGACUUCCAGCUGGCCACCGAAGAUGGAAUCGUACUGUCGUCGCCUGAAGACGAGGCGCGGGUUCGCGAGCUCGGCCUGAGGCCGCGAGAGAUCGUCAGGUGCUCGGUGGACGGCGUCACCUGCGAGGGCGAGACGCGGGCGGUAGAGGGCCUCUGCGUGGUGCGGCGUGUGCGGCUGCAUGUGCGACGGCAGGCAGACGCCUUCACGAGAGUGCUAGACCAGUUUUUGAAGCGCCAACUCGCGGGACGCACUCAAGCCCACGCCGGCAGCGGAGAGCCCUUCGCAGCCCUUCUCGUGCUUCUUUUCGGGGCCUCCUGCCAGCCCCGGUACUCUGCCAGAGCGUGGUGA
Messenger RNA from Besnoitia besnoiti, 2241 nucleotides. RefSeq lists its product as uncharacterized. Lineage: Eukaryota; Apicomplexa; Conoidasida; Eucoccidiorida; Sarcocystidae. The record is from RefSeq and is a predicted model, not a curated record. The transcript is spliced from 7 exons. Gene Ontology annotation, cellular component: cytoplasm; nucleus. Gene Ontology annotation, biological process: snRNA import into nucleus. The coding region runs from base 1 to 2241 and encodes 746 amino acids.